This is a messenger RNA of Puntigrus tetrazona (Sumatra barb), 3116 nucleotides long. It is a transcript of the gene cnrip1b, whose product is annotated as cannabinoid receptor interacting protein 1b. The transcript has 3 exons. The coding region runs from base 1010 to 1498 and encodes 162 amino acids. Gene Ontology annotation, cellular component: plasma membrane. Gene Ontology annotation, molecular function: type 1 cannabinoid receptor binding. NCBI's taxonomy places the organism in Eukaryota, Metazoa, Chordata, Actinopteri, Cypriniformes, Cyprinidae. The record is from RefSeq and is a predicted model, not a curated record. Gene Ontology annotation, biological process: negative regulation of signaling receptor activity.
AAUAGCUCAUCAAUCUAAUCACUUUAGAGAAACAAUGCUCUCACAGGAAGUUGAAGUGCUACAGGAGAACGGUGUGAUGCAUGUUUGUGGUCAAUGAAGGACGUUUAAAGCAGAAUAACAGAGUACUGCUGUAACACGUGUCAACUGAAAACAUUAUCCAGGACUGCUUGAUAUUAUUAUUUUUAAGUGAACUGAAAGAUAGGUGUUUUUCAGAUGUGGUUUCAAAAGGAAGUGAGAGAGCCGUACCUCCUUAUAUGAGAUAAUACACUUUUAUGGCAUUACCUCAUCUGUGCCUAAUACUGACCAAACAGCAUUACCGAAGACAAACGGAGGUCUGUUAUCACACGGCGAUGCUUUUGAUUUUUCUUCAUAUAAUUUACACCCUGCUUGAAAAUGUCUCAAUGGAAAUAUCUAGCAUCCGUUGUCCUCUUUUGGUGGCUUGAUGAAAGCACAGAAACCUAAUGGAAUAUGCCCAUAAUACACACUACAGUGAACCAUUCGCCAUGCUUUUUUCUAGUUGAUAGUCGGUAAUAUUUCCGUGAUCGUAUUUGUAGUGGAAAUAAGUUUUUUAGGGCCUACUUCAGAAACACCAUUGCAUUUGAUGGCCAAAACCACAUCACGGCGCAUGUUUAAAAACCAAAGCCAUGUUUUCACGCUAAUAAAACGCAUUCUUCAGUAGCAACACCUCGCGCUUGACAGCAGUGAGCAACAGAAGCUGAAUAAGUGAGGUGUUUCGUCAGAAGCCCGUUGGAGAGAGCGGUUCCCCGAGCGCAGGAGCGCCGCGCGGGUUAAUCCGAAGUGGGCUCCACCGCCUCUCUCUUGAUCUCAUUAGGUCACAGACACACGCUAGCGCGGAUUACCGAUCUCGUGCGGAUUAUGGACAGGAACAGCAGACAUGACUUUGGACGUGCUUUCUGCGAUGCGUUGUUUUGCGCGUUACGGCGCGACGCUCUAGUUCAGCCUCGGACACCUCGCACCUGAGCGCCGGCUUUCCGCGUCGUUUGGCGUCAUGGCUGACAUCCCCCAGCUGAUCAAAAUCGGCGUUUCUCUGAAAACCACCCCGAAUAACGGACCCGUCUACUUCAAAUCGGACGGCACGAGGUUCGGUCAGACCCGAACCAUCAAAUUACUGACCGGAACUAAAUACAAGAUCGACGUGGUCGUCAAACCGGGAGCCGUCGAGGCGACAUCCAUGACUAUCGGCGGAGUGACGUUUCCUCUGGAGCAGCAGUCUAAAGACCCUCAGUCCGUGGUGUACACUGGGAUGUACGACACCGAGGGAGUAGCACACACCAAAUCCGGAGAGCGGCAACCUGUCCAGGUCAACAUACAGUUCACGCAGGCGGGGCUUUUCGAGACCGUCUGGCAGGUCAAGUUCUACAACUACAACAAGAGAGACCACUGCCAGUGGGGCAACAGCUUCAACAGCAUCGAGUACGAGUGCAAACCCAACGACACGCGCACCCUCAUGUGGAUCAACAAAGAGCUGUUCCUGUGAAGAAACAGACUGUCGUUAUGAAUCGGUAGGGAUGUAGCCUUUCCUGUUAGUGACGUGUGACUUAGUGGGAGUUUUCUCGGUGCCGAUGGAAAACCAAUGCAUUGCCAUCAGUGCGUGUCACGCAAUCGCUGCACUUUACCGUUUGUCGUGGUGUCGUCUCGUGUCUUUUGCGGUUCUCCUUCCAGCCGUCUACCUCUGAAGAACCCAAGCGAGGAUGAAGUUUACUUUUAUAUUUGAUCUUAUAUAGAUUUCUUGUCAAUGCGCAGUUUUGUCAAUCCACGUUUAAUGUAGCAUUUUCGCAGUGAAUUCCACCCAUAUCGAUAUAUAUUUCUAGUGUGUCUUUUUAUGACUCUUUUGUAACGGUGCAUUGUGAUUCUUGUGCAAUAACUGCAAGUUGGGCGUGUUUUCCACAUUUUUGUUGCAUUUUUCAAAAACGUAAUACUGUUUAAAAGAAAAAUAAAGCAUGCCGGAAAAUUGUGUGGAUGUGUUGAUCUUCAGCCUCGGACUGAACCAAGCAGAGGUUUUCGGACAGAUUUUGAAUUCUACAUGUCAUGCUCAUCCCACAACUAGAAGUGACUGAUGAUAGGCUGUGGAAAUGAUCUGGACAUGCAGACAGCAGGUGGAGCUCUAGCAUAGUGCUAAUUAAAUAUCAAGAAGAUCAGUCCUUAAAACAUUUUAAGCUCCUAACAAGACUCUAGGACCACUAUAAGACCUUAAAGUAAGAUUCUAAUACAAUUUUAACAUAAAACAUAGGUUACUUGUGAUUGUAAAUUGUAUGGUUAUGGUUGUAUUGCUUUAAGUGAGACCAAUAGAGCAAAACAAUAGAGUUCAGUACAUCUGCCAGUCAAGAUUUGAAUGUUUCUCACCAAGCCUGCAUUUAUUUGAUCCAAAAUACAAAAAGAGCAGUAAUAUUGUGAAAAUAUUUUACUACUUAAAAUAACUGUUUUCUAUUUGAAUGUAUAUUAAGAUGUAAUGUAUUCCCUCAAUCAAACCAUCAUUACUCCUGUCUUCAGUGUCACGCAAUAUUAGAAAUGAACAUUUAUUAUUACUAUCAAUAUUUAAAACAGCUGAGUACAUUUUGAUGAACAGAAAGAUACAAGCAUUUAUUCGAAAUACUCUAUACAUUCAAAACUAUCAGUCUUUUUUUUUAUUGCAAAAAUCAAUAAAAUCAAAAAUGUACCCAGCUGUUUAUAACAUAAUAAUAAUAAUAAUAAAAUGGAUCAUGCAACUGGAUUAAUAAUGCAAAAGAUUCAGCUUUGAAAUUACAGAAAUAAAUUACAUUUUUAAAUUACAUUUCUAAAAUUCAGUUAUUUUGAAUAGUAAUAAGAUAUAUAUAAACAAGCUUUAGCUAUUUUUUUGUGAGCAGAAAAACAUUACAAAUCCUCCUGUUCAAAAGUCUUUGACUUGGAGUAUAUACUUACUGCUGUACUUUCCGAUCAUAAAUGUCACUUUUUAGAGAAUAAUGCUAAUAUUUCUUCACUCGGAGGCCAUGUAAAAAUGACAGGUGUGCAGUGAUAUUUAUGGAAUUGGAAGAAAUAAAUCCACUAACCAUUUUGUCUUUGUUUCAUCAUAAAAUGUUUUCCUUUUAGAUGCAAUAAUAAAGCAUUGAAAUGAAUGA